UGCAGUUACCAUUUCCGAUGACAUCUUCUCUUUCAGUCCACCUGUGACCUCAAGAUUUCUCCAAGGUGUUAUGGCUGGGCCACAAAUGAAUUGUCUUGAACCAUUCUAAGUCCUGCCAUGGCAGGGAGAAACCAGGAGUGCUGGGAUCGAUGGUACGAAACAGCCCAGAAGAGACUGCCAGUGCUAAGAUGGCUUCCCAGAUAUUCUCUGCAGUGGAUGCAGCUCGAUAUCAUUGCUGGACUCACUGUGGGGCUGACUGUUGUGCCACAAGCUCUUGCCUACGCUGAGGUGGCUGGCCUCCCAAUGCAGUUUGGCCUCUAUUCCUCCUUCAUGGGCUGCUUCAUCUAUUGUCUCUUGGGGACCGCGAAGGAUGUGACACUGGGCCCUACAGCUAUCAUGUCGCUACUGGUUUCUUCCUAUGCAUUCCAUGACCCUGCUUAUGCCAUCCUGCUUACAUUCCUCUCAGGCUGCAUCCAGUUACUCAUGGGGCUCCUACAGCUUGGUUUCCUACUAGACUUCAUCUCAUAUCCUGUCAUUAAAGGGUUCACUUCAGCUGCUGCAGUCACCAUUUUUUAUGCUCCUGCUGCAGUCACCAUUGGCUUCAACCAGGUCAAGGCACUUCUUGGCUUGCAGAACAUCCCACGGCAGUUUUUCCUGCAGGUGUAUUACACCUUCUCCAGAAUUGGAGAGACAAGAGCAGGGGAUGCCAUUCUUGGACUCAUCUGCCUGAUCGUGCUUACAGGGCUGCAACAAAUGAAAAACCACAUCCCCAGGGAGUACUGGAUGGAAAGGUUAUCUGUCAGGAUCAGCCAGCUUAUUGUCUGGGCAAUAGCAACAGCCCGUAAUGCUCUGGUGGUUCUGUUUGCUGGUUUGGUGGCCUACUCCUUCCAAGUUACAGGCUCCCAGCCAUUCACCCUCACAGGGACAAUACCCCAAGGACUCCCCCACUUCCAGCCACCACCAUUCUCUAAGGUGACACCCAAUGAGACAAUCCACUUUGGAGAGAUGGUGCAGGCAAUGGGAGCUGGCUUGGCUGUGGUGCCACUAAUGGGGCUACUGGAGACAGUUGCAAUCGCCAAGGCAUUUGCUUCUCAAAAUAACUACCAAAUUGACCCUGAUCAGGAGCUGUUAGCCAUGGGUUUCACUAAUCUCUUUGGAUCCUUCGUCUCAUCCUAUCCUGUCACAGGUAGCUUUGGCCGGACAGCAGUGAAUGCGCAGACAGGGGUGUGCACCCCUGCAGGGGGACUUAUCACAGGUAGGCACUCCCUCUCUAUUGAAUGUGGGGCAUAG
This is a messenger RNA of Heteronotia binoei (common prickly gecko), 1290 nucleotides long. RefSeq names its product sodium-independent sulfate anion transporter-like. Gene Ontology annotation, cellular component: membrane. Bases 118 to 1290 code for a protein of 390 amino acids. Lineage: Eukaryota; Metazoa; Chordata; Lepidosauria; Squamata; Gekkonidae. Gene Ontology annotation, biological process: transmembrane transport. The transcript has 11 exons. The record is from RefSeq and is a predicted model, not a curated record. Gene Ontology annotation, molecular function: sulfate transmembrane transporter activity.